Messenger RNA from Sesamum indicum (sesame), 4064 nucleotides. RefSeq lists its product as uncharacterized. NCBI's taxonomy places the organism in Eukaryota, Viridiplantae, Streptophyta, Magnoliopsida, Lamiales, Pedaliaceae. The record is from RefSeq and is a predicted model, not a curated record.
GAAGCUGUUGGUGUUGCUGUUGUUGCCCCUCAAAUUUUCUAUUCACUUUCUUCCUACCCAGGAAAUAAUUAAAUAAGUAAUCUCACUCCUCCUUACACACUCUCUCUCUUCUCGCAGCUAUACGCACACAAGAUAUAGAGAGAGAAAGGAACAGUGCGUAUAUGCAUACAUAUAGAGAGAGAAACACAGGAGUUAUGGCGUUAUGGCCACAGGCUAAAGAAAGAGCAAGCAAGAACUUAUCUUUACAUCUUCCUUGCCAUUUCUCUCUCAUUUCUACAACUGGGCUUUCGGUAUAAUGAUCAAACAGUGGAUAAUUCACUCCGUUUCUGCAUUGUUUCGCUGAGUCCAGCCGGAGCCCACUUGAAUUUCCCUCACUACCACGGGCGUUCUCUCUGCUUUGGCCUUUCUUAGCUCGAAACUCGAAGUGGGCACUUGGAGUUUGUAGCGCAUUUGUGGUAUUUGGGUGGAAUGGUAGUUUUCCAGCGCAGGUCGCCGGAGCUCCGGUGACUUUCCGAACAGAGCUUCCGUGGGUGCCGGUGAAAAGUGGGGAGAGUAAUGUGUGGUUGAGCGUUGAGUAGUAAAUAUGUUCAAGCCGGCGCGGUGGUGGAGUGAGAAAAACAAAGUUAAAGCUGUUUUCAAGUUGCAGUUUCAUGCAUCUCAGGUGACUCAGAUUGGAGGGGAUGGAUUGAUGAUAUCUGUUGUAAAAUCAGACAAGGCUGCAGUUCGAAAUGGGAGUUGUCUGUGGGAGAAUCCCGUGUAUGAAACUGUAAGGCUCAAUCAGGAUCCGAAAUCAGGGAAGAUUCACGAGAGGAUAUACUACUUUGUCGUAGGAACGGGGUUGUCGAAAGCUGGAGUUGUUGGAGAAGCUUCUAUUGAUCUCUCAAACUAUGCCGAGGCAAAUAAGGUCUCGCUGGUGUCUCUUCCACUCAAGAAAUCGAAAACAGACGCCAUACUUCAUGUAUCAAUACAGAGGAUACAGGAAUCCAUGGAUCAGAGAGUUGAAGAAAGUGAAAACGCAAAAUUUUACACGGACGAUCAUGGCUUGAAGUCAGAGUUAGGCAACCACGAUGCAGACGGAACCAUCACGAGCAUUUCUGUUGAAGAUGCGCUGGUUAAUAAGACUGUUUCUAGUGCUGAAUUGAAUGUGAAUGGCCGUGCAUCUAGUGGAUCUGACGUUACGAUAUCGAGUUCUGAGGGCAGCUCUGGGAUUGAAACGCCAUGGGAGCUGCAGAUAAAGGAUGAUGACAUUCAUCGUGAGGCGAAAUGUGAUGUGGCUACACCAAUGUUCGAAGAGCAUAGGAGAUCGUGGGAGUGGCUGGCAAAUUCGGCCCUUGAGGCUAGUACGGAUGACUCGUCGAGCACCCCAAGAGAAGCUUUUCUAAGGCAGCAAUCUGAAGAGGCUCCGGAUAUUGUGAUCGAGAAGCUGAAAUCUGAUCUUGCUGCUUUAUCCAGGCAAGCAGAGUUGUCGGAGUUGGAACUCCAGACACUUCGUAAACAGAUUGUGAAAGAGAGCAAACGGGGGCAGGAUCUCGGGAAAGAGAUUGUUUGCUUGAAGGAAGAAAGAGAUGCUUUGAAGGGAGAAUGUGAGCGACUCAAAGCCUUCCAGAGACGUACAGAAGGAGUGGAGUCUCGGGCUAUUGUUGAAGAACUCAGGCAAGAACUUAAUCAUGCAAAAGAAAUGAAUGCGAAUCUCCGGAUUCAGCUCCAGAAGACCCAAGAAUCGAAUUCUGAGCUAAUUCUUGCCGUGCAAGAGCUUGAUGAGAUGCUGGAACAGAAAAAUCAGGAAAUGUCGAACUCUUCCAGUGGAUCUUUGGCGAAAGAUGUCGUUGAAAAGUCACGAGAAUCGAGCGCUACAUUUCAACUGGAUGAUGACGAUGAUGACGAAGAACAGAAGGCACUGGAAGAGCUCGUGAAGGACCACAGUGAUUCUAAGGAAGCAUAUUUACUAGAACAACAGAUCAUUGACCUGCACAGCGAAAUAGAAAUCUACAAGAGAGAGAAAGAUGAGUUAGAGAUGCAAAUGGAGCAGCUUGCCCUUGAUUAUGAAAUCACGAAGCAGGAAAAUCAUGAGAUGUUGUAUAAGCUGGAGCAGAUCCAAAUUCAGGAACAACUUAAAAUGCAGUAUGAAUGUUCAUCCUCUGAUGCUGCUACCCAUGAACUCGAAAUACAGAUGGAAAACCUGGAGAACGAACUCAAACAACGAUCCAAAGAAUACGUGGAUUCGUUGGAAGCGAUAAGUGAACUUGAAGCUCGUGCCAAGAGCUUAGAGGAAGAACUCGAGAAGCAGGCACGUGGAUUUGAAGCCGAUCUUGAAGCUCUUACAUGCUCCAAGGUUGAGCAGGAACAAAGAGCGAUAAGAGCUGAGGAAUCAUUGAAAAAGAUGCGGUGGAAAAAUGCUAACAUGGCAGAGCGGCUUCAGGACGAAUUUCGAAAGCUCUCAGUGCAGAUGCAAUCUACGUUUGAAGCCAAUGAGAAACUAGCGACGAAAGCUAUGGCUGAAGCAAACGACCUCCGUCUACAGAAAAGUCAUCUUGAGGAAAUGCUCCGAAAAACUUCUGAAGAACACCAAUCAGUCGAGGGCCACUACGAGACGAGAUUGCAUGAACUUACCAGCCAAGUGAUAUCUCUGACAAAUCAAAUAGAACAGAUGCAUUCAGAAAUUGAAGACAGAAACAUGCAGCUGGAACAUGAGAAAAAGCAUGCUGAAGAAACUCACAGGCUUCUCUCGAAUGAAAUUUCAGUGCUCCAUGAAGAGAUAGAAAUGCACGUCGCUAAGAAUAAAAUUAUGCUAGAGGACAUGAGAAGUAAGGAAAUUUUGAAGCGUGAACUAGAACAAAUGAGAAUGUCAAUUAAGGAAAUGGAGUUGCUCGUGGAGCAAGGUAACGACGAAAGAAUUGAACUGGAAAACAGGGUCAGUUUCAUGAAGAAUGAAGCUGAAGAAACACACAAGGAAUUAAAUAAACUGAGAUGUCUUGUGAAAGAAAAAGAAUUAAUGGUUGAGAAUCUGCAGUCGGAGUUAGACUCUCUUCAAGCUCAGUGUGCGGAGUUGAAACAUUCUCUGUUAGAUGACGGGCAGGAGAAAGAGAAAUUACGGAAGCAAGUGUCUCAUCUAAAGAGCGAUCUGAAGAAGAGAGAAGAUACAAUCAAGAACAUGGAGAAGAAGAUAAAGGAUGGCAGCAGCCGAGGCACAAACCUUGACAUAACGAAAGCUACUUCAAAAGCCAGCAAGUCCCUUCCUAAUGCAUCAAAAGAGGUUGCGAUUCUCAAGGAGACAAUAAAGUUUCUUGAGGGUCAAAUCAAGUUGAAGGAAACUGCUCUGGAAACAUCAGCUAAUACAUUCCUAGAGAAGGAAAAUGAUCUUCGUAACAGGAUCGAGGAGUUAGAGGGAAGAUUGGAAGUACUCAACCAAAUCAGUGCCCGGUUUCGUGUGAACAAUGAAGUCGACCAGCUAGAUGCAGCUGUGGAUGAACAAGCAGGAAACAGUAAGGAAAAAUCAAGCACUACGAGCAAGAUCUCGGACAUAAAUGAUUGUGCAGCCUUAUCAAUGAAGAGCAAAGAUUUAACUGAAGCACUCAAAGGUUCUUCAAAUAACACUAGAGACCUUAACGAACUAAGCAACGAAAUCACAUUACUGAAAGAGAGGAACAAAUCAAUGGAAGGAGAACUGAAGGAAAUGCAGGAGAGGUAUUCGGAGAUCAGCUUGAAAUUUGCCGAGGUAGAGGGUGAACGAGAACAACUUGUCAUGAAACUACGCAGCCUCAAGAAUGGAAAAUAAGAGUUCGGAAAGUCCCACAAACUGGUCGGAUCCAGCAUACCAGUAAGUUAAGCAGAGCAUUUGCAGAGUACACGAAACAUAUAUUUUGUACAUUACUAUAAUAUGUUUCUUCUUUCCUUGGUGCGUUCUUGAUUCCUUCAUUUCAUCGGAUGUAACACGAAAUCAAAAGGUGGUUUCUCCGUGUAGGAGAGGCGCAUGAACACCCGAUUCUUUUAUUAUUUUCUUUUGUUCUGUAAUAUCUGUAACGUUGUUUGUGAUUAUAUAUAUGUAGAUUCUUUGUUUUUUCUUC